UUUUGAGUUUCGCGGCUCACUGUUCAGUUUCGACUGUUUUGUCUCUGCUUCGACAUGUUUUGAGCUCCCACCUAGAUUCACUGCUGAAGAGCUUUUCAAUGCCAUAACUCUAGAACAAGACCCUUUAGUAUGUUGGGAGUUAUUCAAUUGGGCUGCCCAGCAGCCUCGGUUCCGGCACGAAGUUUCCACUUAUCAUAUUACCAUAAAGAAGCUCGGUGUUUCAAAAAUGUAUGAAGAAAUGGAUGUUGUGGUUAACCAAGUGCUUGCGAUUCGUUCAUUCGGUUCCGAGCCUCUUUAUAAUACCAUCAUUUACUUUUUUACGGAAGCUAGGAAGUUGAGUAGAGCUGUGAAUAUAUUUAAGCAUAUGAGGAACAAUUGGAAACUCGAUUGCAGGCCGUCUAUUAGAACAUAUAACAUUCUUUUCACCGCGAUGUUGAGUAGGGGAAGAGAUUCUUAUAUAAACCAUGUGUACAUGGGGACUAUUAGGUGUUUGUUCAGGCAAAUGGUCGAUGAUGGGAUCGAACCGGACAUUUUCUCGUUGAAUUCUAUGAUAAAAGGGUACGUACUUUCGCUUCAUGUCAAUGAUGCUCUACGGGUGUUUCACCAAAUGGGUGUCGUUUACAAGUGCCUGCCCAAUGCUUAUUCCUAUGAUUAUUUGAUUUACGGGUUAUGUGCGCAAGGUAGAACAAAUAAUGCUAGGGAGUUGUGCGAUGAAAUGAAGAAAAACGGGUUUACUCCUAGCAGUAAAUCGUAUAACUCCCUUGUGAAUGCUUUGGCCAUUGCUGGAGAGGUUGAGGAAGCAGUGCGUUAUCUAAGAGAUAUGAUUGAAAUGCGCAAGUCUGCUGAUUUAAUAACAUACAGAACGAUCUUGGAUGAGAUCUGCAGAAGAGGAAGGGUUGAGGAAGCCAUGGGAUUGUUAAAAGAAUUGCAAAACAAAGAUCUUGUCGACGGACAGACUUGUCGGAAACUUCUAUAUGCAAUGGAGGAUGACUUUGGGGAUUGAAACAAUAGAAGCCAGAUCAGGUAUAGCAUACAGAAGUUUUAAACUUUUGCUCAUAAUAUCUUAUGCUCUAAUAUGCGCAAAUGAUUAUUUUAUAACCAUUUAUUCAAAGCCAAACCAUUAGAAUAUGCAUUGUCUUGAUG
Molecule: messenger RNA, 1143 nt
Organism: Hibiscus syriacus
Lineage: Eukaryota; Viridiplantae; Streptophyta; Magnoliopsida; Malvales; Malvaceae
Product: pentatricopeptide repeat-containing protein At2g27800, mitochondrial-like
Exons: 2
Coding region: 227-1003 (258 amino acids)
Molecular function (GO): protein binding
Source: RefSeq, a predicted model, not a curated record